Molecule: messenger RNA, 430 nt
Organism: Amphibalanus amphitrite
Lineage: Eukaryota; Metazoa; Arthropoda; Thecostraca; Balanomorpha; Balanidae
Product: endocuticle structural glycoprotein ABD-4-like
Exons: 3
Coding region: 13-354 (113 amino acids)
Cellular component (GO): chitin-based extracellular matrix
Molecular function (GO): structural constituent of chitin-based larval cuticle
Source: RefSeq, a predicted model, not a curated record
UGGCCCAACACCAUGAAGACCGCUGUCCUGCUCUGUCUGGUGGCUGUGGCCGCGGCCGACCAGUACGCCCGGAUCGUCAACUAUCAGUCCGGCAUUGACGAGGAUGGGUCGUACGACGCAGAGUACGAGACCACCAACGGUAUCAAGGCCAAGGAAGACGGCAUCUCCUACCCGGGCAACCUUCCCAACACCGGAAACUACGUGAUGAGCGGCACCUACUCGUAUACCUGGGAGGGUAAGACCUACACGGUCACGUGGACGGCCGACGAGAACGGCUUCCACCCGGAGGGUGACCACCUGCCCGACUUCAGCCACACUCGCGAACAUAUCGGAUUCGUCGAUGAUCAUCUGUAGACAAAGAAUCAGCCCCAUUCAUCAGUUCGCCGAUUUUCCUAGAAUCAACUCGAAUGUUUGUUUCAUGUCUCCACAU